Lodderomyces pseudojiufengensis is the source of this 2580-nucleotide messenger RNA. RefSeq names its product chromatin-binding protein. The coding region runs from base 1 to 2580 and encodes 859 amino acids. The transcript has a single exon. Gene Ontology annotation, molecular function: chromatin binding; protein binding. Lineage: Eukaryota; Fungi; Ascomycota; Pichiomycetes; Serinales; Debaryomycetaceae. Gene Ontology annotation, cellular component: nuclear replication fork. Gene Ontology annotation, biological process: mitotic cell cycle; DNA-templated DNA replication; DNA repair. The record is from RefSeq and is a predicted model, not a curated record.
AUGUCAUCUAAAGUCAUUUCACUAUUUUCAGAUGGUAAUUCAUACCUAUAUUACCAUGAUCAAUUAGAUAGAUUAAUUAUAGUGAAUAGUGAAGGAGUAACAAAAUUGGUGAAUUUAAAUGAUUUAAAUUCCCAGGCAGUUUCAAUAGAUACAUUGGAAAAUAUAACAGCAAUAGCUGUAAAUAAAUCUAACCUAGCAGUAACUACUUUGGAUGGUAAAUUAGAACUUAUAGAUUUAGUUGAAGAAAAGUCAAAUGGGGUAAUUUAUAGAACAGAAUUAUCUUUAAGAGAUUUAAAAUUCAUUAAUCUGGGUAAUAGAAUAUUAUGUGGUGGAGAUGAUAAUAAGCUUUUUGUGAUAGAUGUUAAGAAUGAGGAUAGAACUACAAGUAUUAUUGAUAUACCAGAUCAAUUAUUAAAUAUUGCAUAUGAUCAAGCGGGUGAAUUAUCAAGUAUAAGUUUAUCAGAUGGAUCAGUACAAGUAUACUCGGUGUUUGGUGAACAAUUAAACCUUAUACAUACAUUUAAUAAUGUCUUGGAACCUAAGAUCAAUACUUCAACGACUAAAUUUGAUUACGAAGAGGAUAAAGAUGAGUUAUAUACUUCAAAAACUCAAUGGAGUAAAGAUGGAAAAUAUAUACUUUUACCAUCAAUAAAUAAUGAAGUUGAAGUUUAUGAGAGAGAAAAGAAUUGGGCCCUAGUCAAAUCAUUCAAGGCUGACUCAAAAAUUAUAGAUUUUGAUCUAAAAGAUGGUAGAUUAGCUAUAUUGACUAUGGAAAAAUAUGAAAUUUUUAAUUUUGAAAGUAAGGCUUUAAUUCAUCAGGAUAACUUUGAAUUAAAAGAUGGAGCAUUUCCAUUAAAUAUAGAAUGGGAAAAUAAAUCAAGUUUUCUUAUAGGAACCACGCAUGCUGAUGUUUUAAGAUUUAGAGAUGUGGUCAAAAGUGAUGGAGCCUUGUCAGCGGCUAGUUUAUUCAUCGAUGAAUUUGCAAGUGAAGAUGAUGAAGAGGUAAGCGAUAAAGAGGAAGCGGUUGGUCGUGAAAAUUUAAAUGAGGAGCCAUUGGGUAACAAACGUGUAUUUAUCGAUGAGGAUGACGAUGGAUACAACUCGAUUUUAGAUGAUGAUGAUGAUAUUAAUGAACCACCUAAUAAAUACUCGAAUGGUAAUCUUAAUGGACAUUCCAAUGGAUAUUCGAAUGGUCAUCAUAAAAGACAUAAAUCAAAUACUCCCCAACCAUCUUUCGUCACCACACCGACUUCAACCAAAAUAAUACCGUAUUCGCCAGGUUCUACACCAUUUGUUAAUUUAGGUGAAACAACAGAUAGAAGAUAUUUGACAAUGAAUAAUAUUGGAUAUGCAUGGAUUGUAAUAAAUAAAGAAAAAUCAACAAGUAAUUCCAUCACUGUUUCAUUUUUUGAUAGAUCAAUAAAUAAUGAAUAUCAUUUUACAGAUUAUCAAAAUUUUGAUUUGGCUUCAUUGAAUCAUAGAUCUAUAAUAUUAUCUGAAAGUUCAAAAGGUUUAAUUUUUUAUAAAUCUCAUAAUAAUUUAAAUGAUAGUGGAUUGGAUUCAUGGGAAAAGAAAAUACCUUUAUUGAAAGAUGAAUAUAUAACGAGUAUUGUCAUAAGUAAUUCAAAAUCUAAUAAUAAUACCAUUGUUGUUGGAACAAACUUUGGGUAUUUGAGAUUUUUCAAUCAAUUUGGAUUAUGUCUAAAUGUCAUUAAAACUAGUCCAAUUGUUACCUUAGCAGCGUCUUCAAAUAAUAUAAUAUUCACUAUAAAUCAACUAACGAAUAAUGUUUAUUCGUACUCAAUAAUUGACAUAAUGCAAGAUUACAAAUAUAUACAACAUAAUUCGAUAGUACCGUUGAAAGAAUCAACAAAUGGAUCAACAUUAAAUUUAAUCAAAGGUAUAUUUUUCAAUGAAUUUGGUGAUCCUUGUAUAGUAUCUGGACAUGACGAUACUUUACUAAUUUUACAAUCUUGGAGAGAAACUGGAAAUGCUAAAUGGAUACCUAUUUUAAAUUGUGUUGAAAAAAUUACAGAAUAUGGAACAAAUGAAAAUAAGAAAAACUGGUCAUGUUGGCCAUUAGGAUUAAUGAAUGACAAUCUUAAUUGUUUAAUAUUGAAAAACAGUAAUAAAUUCCCUGGUUUCCCAUUACCAUUACCUAUUGAAAUUGAAAUUGAAAUUCCUACAAAAUUAAAUGGUAAAGAUGCAAAAGAAGAUCAAGAAAUAGAACAAAAUGAAGAAGAAUUAUUUGUAAGAUCAUUAACUAUGGGUAAAAUGUUGAAUGAUACAUUACAAAAUUUUGAAGAAGAAGAACCACAAGAUCAAGAAUCUGAAGAAAUUUUAUCAAAACUUCAAAAUUAUAGUAUGAUUUUUGAUAAAUCAUUACUUAAAUUAUUUGGAGAAAGUUGUAAAAAUUCAAAUUUAAACAAGGCAUUUAGUAUUGUUAAAUUAAUUAAAACUGAUAAAGCACUUGCUGCAGCUUUAAAAAUUAGUGAAAGAAUGGAAUUUUUAAAUUUAGCUUCUAAAAUUGGUCAAUUAAGGGAACAAUUAUUGAUUGAUUUGAAUGAUGAUAGUGACUAG